GGGCCCCGCCCCAUCUCUGUCCAUCCCGGGGCUCCGGACCUGGCGGCCGGCGUUGGCGGGCUCGUCCGAGGAAGGCGUAGCGGAGCGGUGAUCUUCGUCCCGAAGCUUUGCGCCUCCGGAAGAAGGCAGCGAUCCAAAUAUGCAAUUCCCUGGCAUUUAAGCCGUUACCGAGAAGCCCUGCCUCAGUCCCACAAAAACUACGGUUGACAGUCACCACUUACAGGAGACAGCAUAAGGAAUUCAUUUUAUUACCACUGGCAUUUAAGUAUUCGUGAAACUUAAAAAGUGUAACUGCAGUUCUGAUUCAUGGAUCACCAAAGAAAGUAGAGAAGAUAGGUAGGAGCUGGAAAUACAAUGGUGAACAAAACAGUUGGUUCCUGCCCUCACAGAACUUAAAGUUUAGUGCAGAAGAUAAAACCAAACAAGUAACAGUUAAGAGUGAGGACCUGUUUGAGAUGUGGUGGUUUCAGCAAGGCCUCAGUUUCCUUCCUUCAGCCCUUGUAAUUUGGACCGCCGCUGCGUUCAUAUUUUCAUACAUUACUGCCAUAACCCUCCACCAUGUUGACCCUGCUUUGCCUUAUAUCAGUGACACUGGUACAGUAGCUCCAGAAAAAUGCUUGUUUGGGGCAAUGUUAAAUUUCGCCGCAGUUUUAUGCGUUGCUACCAUUUAUGUUCGUUAUAAGCAAGUUCAUGCUCUGAAUCCUGAAGGCAAUUGUAUCAUCAGAUUAAACAAGGCUGGCCUUGUACUUGGAUUGCUGAGUUGUUUAGGACUUUCUCUUGUGGCCAACUUCCAGAAAACCACCUUUUUUAUUGUACAUGUGUGUGGCGCUGUGCUCACCUUUGGAAUGGGCUCAUUGUACAUGUUUGUUCAGACCAUCCUCUCCUACCAAAUGCAGCCCAAAAUUCAUGGCAAACAAGUCUUCUGGAUUAGACUGCUGGCAGUCGUCUGGUGUGGAGUAAGUGCAUUUAGCAUGCUGACUUGCUCAUCACUUUUGUACAGUGGCAGUUUCGGCCCUGAUAUAGUACAGAAACUCCACUGGAAGCCCGAGGACAAAGGCUAUGUGCUUCACAUGAUCACUACUGCAGCAGAAUGGUCUAUGUCAUUUUCCUUCUUUGGUUUUUUCCUGACUUAUAUCCGUGAUUUUCAGAAAAUUUCUUUACGGGUGGAAGCCAAUUUACAUGGAUUAACCCUCUAUGACACUGCUCCUUGCCCUGUUAACAAUGAACGGACACGGCUACUUUCCAGAGACUUGUAAUGAAAGGAUAAAAUAUUUCUGUGAUGAUUAUGAUUCUCAGGGAUUGGGAAAAUACUCAUAAAAGUUACUUAUUCUGCCCUGAAAUUUUCUACCAGUUAAUCAAGGCUGACAGUGACAUUGAUGGAAACUGAUAAUCAAGAGACAUGAAUUAAGCCAUUUGAUACGUUAUUUUAAAGGGUAUCUUCAAGAAGAUCAUAUAGAAACAUUUAUGCCGAUACUUUUUUUCAUCCCAGAAAAUAAAACCAAAGGACUACAACACUGUAGAUUUUUUUCUGCUUUAUUUAAGAGAAACACCAGAAGUGCACUAAGCAGUCUGCAAAACCCAACCUUUUUCAUUUUAGAAAUCAUUGUAAAGCAUGUUUUCCUUGGAGCACCUUUAUCAGAGACAUUUUUCAGGACAUCAAAUGAUCAUCGUUGCUCAGCAGCUCCUUUAGAAUUGGGUUUUGAAGUAAUAGUUUUACCAUAUUAAUACAUUACUUACAGUCUUUAUAAAAUUUUUUUCUUCUGGAAUCUACCUUUCAAGGGCAGCAGACCUGGACUCAUGUGAGCACUGUCAUUGCUUAAGCUUCGCACAAGAGAUUCUGGAGGUAUUAAUUUGAUUCCUGCCAUCAGGUCAGAUAUUAUGCUAACUGGUCUAUCACAUGCUUGCAAUAAUUUCAUGAAGCUUGGUCUCUGGUAUGAGAUUUUAAUCACAAAUGAGCAAAGUAGCUAUAGUUAAAUAUACUCCAAUCGUUUUUUACAUAAAACAAAGGUUAAUGUGCAUACACAAGGCUGAGAAGUUUGUGAAUAACAGCAGGUACAAUUAAUAUAAAAGUCACUCCAACCUGCAGUCAAGAGUUUUUAGAUUUUUCUUUAUAACAAAUUAUAUUUAUUUGUAAAAGGAGUCUUGAACAGGCAAAUUUUGAGCCUUUUUAAUGGGUUAUUCUUUAUAGAACCCAAAUUCUAAAGGACAAAAAUCAACAAUCCAAAAAACCUAGUUACAAAAUAACUGUGGUAUGUACAUCCACCAAAACAAUUUUCUAUCUAUCUCUUUGAUCCUACAAGUGAUUGGAUAGCUUCUACUUGGAUCCCUAUCUGUGCAGCUAAAGAGUGGUUUACAGAUCCCAGAUGAAAUCCAAAGAAGAAAAUGCUCAUCUAGACGAUGCCCAGUGACAAACUGGUUUGCAAAAGAAUCCUUGAAGAAGAUUAACAAGGUUUAUCUUUUUUGAAGAAAUGGUUCAAUAUCCAGAAUAAAACAUUGUGAGAACAAGUAUGAAGGGGGAGCAAUUUAAGGGCAAAUGGUUAUAUGGUGGAACCAGAGAGGUAGAUUAUGAAUACGUUGCUAGAAUGGGACUUUAAUUUCUGAAGACUUCUGGACUAAGAAGACAGAAAAUGGAAUGAAAUACUGUUUACCUGUAUCAAGCAGCAGUGAACAUGGGAGACAUUUCAAUAAACAUUGAUUUAUUGAAACCUGGCAUCACUACAAAAAAUGUACUCUUAUACAAACUAUAACAAAGUUUUUAUUAUGCCUCUGAAAAUCAUGGUGCAACCACUCCUGGGAAACAGCAUCCAGUCCUGAUUGCUAUAUUAUCAAGGAAAUUGUAAUACAAGGUAUGAAGGACCAUAGUAUGGUGAGGGGAAAAUUGAGAGAAUCAGAGUUCAUAAAAUUACAAAUUGUGUCAGGGGGGAAGAUGACAGAAGAAGAUGGACUUUUAUAUCCAUACUAGAGUAUUAGGCUUAGAGAUGUGCACUAACACAUUAAAGAAAUUAUUUUAAGACAAAAAUAGUAUCUUAAUUCCAUUGUUUAACUUUUACCCUUAGAAAUAACAUAGGCUGAAAAUAUUAGUAAGUUCAAAAAAGAAUUAUAAAUAGAAAUUUUGAAUAUGUGUUAAACCCUCACCUUAAGGGUGAAGUAAUAGCAGACAACCAUACCCUCAAAAUAUGCUUUGUCUUCACUAUCAGAUUGGAUGAACACAUAAUGGCAUUUCUCUUUAAUUCAAUUAACAUUUUUGUGUUGGAUGUUUAGCUUUAAGAAGAGGUUUUAAGCUGAUAAAAUUAGCAGAUACUGUGACCUGUUAGUGAAAAUUUAUUUCUUUUAUGUCCUGGGAACACAGCAAGACUAUAUUUCCCAGCCUCUCUUUCGAUUAAGUGUACGCAUGAGAUUGAAUUUUAGCCAGUAAAAUACAAAUGUAAUGCGUGUGUUUAUUUUCAUAUUAAGGUUUUGAAAAACAGGAAUGCUCUUUCUUAAUUUUUCCUCCUUACAUAUUGGAUAUUGAUUGGAUAAAAACAAGAUUUUAAAACAUGGCAGAAUCUCAUGGUAGAAGGAGCCUCCACUAGCCACUUUUAACCAGAUUUUCGAAAAUUAAACGAGAUCUAAUAUAAUUUAGGAGCUGUGUUUUUGUCCAUCCCAGUUACUAAGAUUAUAUUUUAUAUUUCUAGGAUAGUAUCAUAAUUUGUAAAUGCUCGAAGGAUUUAUUAAAGACAAAGAUAACUUUUA
This is a messenger RNA of Rhinolophus ferrumequinum (greater horseshoe bat), 3732 nucleotides long. RefSeq names its product DNA damage regulated autophagy modulator 2 (gene DRAM2). The transcript is spliced from 11 exons. NCBI's taxonomy places the organism in Eukaryota, Metazoa, Chordata, Mammalia, Chiroptera, Rhinolophidae. The record is from RefSeq and is a predicted model, not a curated record. Gene Ontology annotation, cellular component: lysosome. Gene Ontology annotation, biological process: photoreceptor cell maintenance; regulation of autophagy. Bases 456 to 1256 code for a protein of 266 amino acids.